Alternaria conjuncta is the source of this 2700-nucleotide messenger RNA. RefSeq lists its product as uncharacterized. Lineage: Eukaryota; Fungi; Ascomycota; Dothideomycetes; Pleosporales; Pleosporaceae. Gene Ontology annotation, biological process: monoatomic cation transport. The transcript has 6 exons. Gene Ontology annotation, cellular component: membrane. Gene Ontology annotation, molecular function: ATP binding; ATP hydrolysis activity; ATPase-coupled monoatomic cation transmembrane transporter activity. The record is from RefSeq and is a predicted model, not a curated record. Bases 1 to 2700 code for a protein of 899 amino acids.
AUGGCUCGGGUCGAGCUAGAGCUGGAUACCAAUCGGCUGUCCGUUGACAGGAUUAUCGAGCUACUGGAAAUGAGGACUGGAUACAAAUUCGAGGAGCAGGUGACGGUUUCUGGUCAGGUUUUAGAGUUCAUCAUCACCGAUCCCAGGCGUUUGCAGCAUGCCAUCCAACCACGCGGCGUCACACGUGUCGAGGCCCCCGAACGAGCACCAUGGCGUCCUUUCGGCUUGUUGAGUGGGCGCAAGGGCUUAACGCAGGAGAAGACGGCCGACGUCAACGGAGAUCCCGGUGCCGAGGACAGCCCUCGCAGAACCUCGAAGCUACGUAUACCACCGACCAAGAUAUAUUACGACGCGAACGUUAUCGGCGCUCGAGACGUCUACGAACACUACCUCAAAUACGAUCCCGAUCUAACUCUAGCACCUCUAGUGGCAGAUCCAGGGCUUGAUCUUGGAGCCAAGCAGACCAGAAGAGCCCUGAAAUGGUUCCUUCCCACACUGGCUCUCACUCUCCCCGUCCUCAUCUUCGCAUGGGCCCCACUCAACCACGAGAAUCCCACUUUCGCCCACAUCUCAUUGGCUCUAGCAACCCUCGUACAGCUAAUCGCCUUCUACCAAUUCGUUCCGAACGCCUUGAGAUCUCUCUAUCACUCUCACGUGUUAGAGAUGGACUUCUUGGUGACAUUCAGUACCAUGAUGGCGUACGUUUUCAGCGUCGUAUCCUACAAGUACCAACUUGAUGGUAGGCCACUAGAAACUGGAUCGUUCUUCGAGACGUCUACGCUGUUGGUCUCGCUUCUCUUGCUGGGCCGCUUCAUCAAUGAAUACGCUCGUUAUCGAGCUGCGAAGUCGGUAUCCUUCAGAUCGCUCCAAGUCGACCAGGCAAUCCUUGUGCAGCAGACCACGACGUCGUGGGCCAACGCAAUCACGAGCAGAAUCGACAGCAGACUACUACAGUACGGUGAUUACUUCUGCACACCACCGCACACCAGGAUCGUGACAGACGGCGUGGUCGUAUACGGAGGCUCCGACGUCGACGAAUCAAUGAUGACGGGUGAGUUCAAGCCGAACGCGAAGGGACUCGACUCGGAAGUCUUCGCAGGCACCAACAAUGGAGACGGUCAGCUCAUCGUGAGCUUAACGAAGCUGCCUCAUGAGAACUCGGUCCAGCAGAUUGCUGCCUUGGUUGAAGACGCUGAGUUGACAAAGCCGCGAGCACAAGCACUGGCUGAUCGGGUCGCUGGUUGGUUCGUUCCCGCGAUGGCUUCCAUUGGGCUCACGGUCUUUCUCAUCUGGCUAUUCGUUGAGCGAUACCACAGCACAAAAUCCUGGAGGUGUGUCCGCCAAGCUCUCUUCCGUGGAGGCAGGUCAAGAAGCUCGGUACUCACUGCCAUUACCUAUGCCAUCGCCACCCUCAUCGUCUCAUGUCCAUGCGCCAUCGGUCUUGCCGUACCCAUGGUCGUCUUGAUCGCAGGUGGUGUGGCCGCACGGCACGGGAUCAUCUUUCGGGACCCCCAGAAGCUCGAGAUCGCACGCAACGUCGCCGAUGUCAUCUUUGACAAGACCGGUACCAUUACCACGGGAAGACUUGAGAUCAUUGGUCUCCCUAUGCAUCGCAACACGGACCACAUACUCAUGAAGGGGCUGUUACUAGGCCUUGUGAAGGACAUCAAGCACCCUGUGUCCAUCGCAAUCACCCAGUAUCUGGAACGAGACAUACUCGCCCACAAGAACUUCGAACCUCUUCAGGUCAACAACAUCACCAGUAUCCCUGGCAAAGGCGUCCAAGGCAAUUGUGCGAAAACUGGGGUGGAGAUUCGUGCAGGUAACGCAGAAUGGCUUCACAUCAACGUCAUCGGACAAGGAAAGAACACAGCAUGCUACUUUACCUACGGCGGCGAUCUUCGCAUGAGCUUCGAACUCCUGGAUCAACCCCGGCCCGAAGCAAUAAUGGUAAUCAAAGAACUCCACGCUCGAGGAAUAAACGUACACAUGCUCAGUGGCGACAACGACGGCGCUGUCAGCGACGUGGCGACAACCCUAUACAUCGACGAGGCGAAUACAAAGGCUCGAUGCACACCCGAAGGAAAGAUGCAGUACAUCCGUGAUCUCCAGGACUCGCGCAGGAAAUCCAUCGUCAUGUUCCUGGGUGACGGAACGAACGACUCUGCAGCGCUCAAACAAGCCGACGUGGGCGUGCACCUCAAUGAUGGUUCCGACGUUGCAAAGUCCGCGGCUGAUGUCGUCCUUAUAACGACCCGACUACACGACGUUCUCAUCCUACUUGACAUAUCGCAUGCGGCAUACCGACGCAUCUGCUGGAACUUCAGUUGGUCGGCGUUCUACAAUUUCUUCGCCAUCAUCCUUGCUGCCGGCGCAUUCGUCAAGCUCCAGGCCAACGUGAGGAUCACCCCGCAGUGGGCAGGUCUGGGCGAGCUCAUCAGCGUCCUGCCUGUGGUCUUGAUCGCGUUCCAGAUGCGCUUCCGCAACUAUGGGAAACCGUACGGAGCGAUGGAGAGGACGUAUCAGAAGGUUGAGGCGCCGAAGCGCGAGCAGCGACGUAGUCGCCAGAGUGCUAGUUCGGCGAGCGCUGGGUGCUGUGAGAUGCCCACGUCGACUUUGGCACAUGUUGACGCUAUUACGGGUAUGAGUGAGAAACGUGGGCUUGGGAAGGUGGCGUAUUGGCUUUCGUCGAGACGAUGA